AUGGCCGAGACCCCCUUCCUCGACCUGUUUAGCGGUGAUAGAGAGAAGUUCAAUAGUGAAUCAGGCGAAUACGCUGUCACGGUCGACUUACUGGUUAGCAAGGCUGCCACUUAUGGGCUUCCUUCACGUCCUGAGGAACUGGAUGAAGAGCAACAAGGAAUCUUGAACGAUUUGUCGUCUGGAAAGAGGCUCCGCUUUCAACCACCCGAGCCCCUCAGUAUUGGUCGUCUUAUUUUUGAUCUCGAUGACUCGCCCGGUCUCGCUAAAACCUGUGCCAACUUUGUAUCGUUGUGUAAAGGAGACAAGGGAAUGUGCAAAAACGCCCCUAAUAAGCCAUUACACUACAAAGGCACGGCGAUUCACCGAAUCGCUAAAGAUUUUGUGGCGCAAGGUGGAGAUAUCACACGUAACGAUGGCAGUGGCGGGGAGUCUAUUUACGGCGGAAAAUUUGCUGAUGCGAAAGAGGGCCUGAAGGCGAAAGCAGAAUUUGGUUCGUUGGCUAUGGCAAAUUCGGGCAAAAAUAGCAAUACUAGCCAAUUUUUCGUGGUACUUACCUCUGAUCCCGGAAAACUUGCCAAGAUCACUGGCAAGUAUGUUGUUUUCGGCCAGACAAGAACUUCUGGAGAAGGAGAACAAGUACUUCUACGACUAGGUGCUCUGUCGGGUACAAACGAGCAACCUUUGCAACCAGUAUGGAUUGAAUCCAGUGGUGUACUCUAA
This is a messenger RNA of Rhizoctonia solani, 720 nucleotides long. Its product is annotated as peptidyl-prolyl cis-trans isomerase, cyclophilin-type protein. Gene Ontology annotation, molecular function: peptidyl-prolyl cis-trans isomerase activity. Bases 1 to 720 code for a protein of 239 amino acids. Gene Ontology annotation, biological process: protein peptidyl-prolyl isomerization. NCBI's taxonomy places the organism in Eukaryota, Fungi, Basidiomycota, Agaricomycetes, Cantharellales, Ceratobasidiaceae. The transcript has 3 exons. The record is from RefSeq and is a predicted model, not a curated record.